Molecule: messenger RNA, 4762 nt
Organism: Lytechinus variegatus (green sea urchin)
Lineage: Eukaryota; Metazoa; Echinodermata; Echinoidea; Temnopleuroida; Toxopneustidae
Product: UBA-like domain-containing protein 1
Exons: 3
Coding region: 103-597 (164 amino acids)
Molecular function (GO): protein binding
Source: RefSeq, a predicted model, not a curated record
GUUUGACGAAUGGAGGCCAAAUGACGAGAGCUAACUGUGCAUGCGUUUGGAAACUGUAUUGCAUGUAUACGCAGGAAUAGCGAUAGCCUACGUGUGUUACAUAUGCGGAAGAACAGGGUUUGUUGUUGUUCAGGAUUUGGUGCCAACGCAGGACUGAAAAUUUGGGGUGGAAUUGCCGAACGGAAUCUAUCCAAAAUGGAAGCUAUUUUGAAGGAACAAAUUAUGAUUAAUCAGUUUGUGUCAGCAGCUGGAUGUAACGCUGAUCAAGCCAGGCAAAUUUUGCAGAAAACACAUUGGCAAUUUGAGACGGCGCUAAGUGUGUUCUUCCAAGAAGCAGCUAUUCCUGCUAAUAACCAUCAGUACUACAGACAAGGGGGACAUUCGAUACAUGCUCCUGCGAACACACCUGCAACACCGCCAAACUUUCCAGACAUUCUCACCAGCUUUUCAAAAUUGGGGGCGACCCCUACGGACAAAUGCCUCGGUGCCUCGCCCAUGGCAAUGGCCACAUCUCCCAUACAAACUGUCCAGCUUCAGCCCAGCUGCUUUGCCCGGCCCAACAGCAAGCAGUCGAUGGAAGUUGAGCCACAGAGGUGAAUCGGCACACGUCCAUUCCCUGUGGCAUUUGUGAUGCGGGCCACACUCGUAAGACUGCUCUUGAAGCUUUGACAAUACUAGGAAAACUCUAUUGAGAAGAUCGAUUAUGUAACGGAAGGCAGCAGAAUAUUGGGUUGUUGUCGGCGCACUGACAGACAUGUAAGGGAGGUCCAAUACGGAAUAGCCAUCACCAUGGAAACAGCAGGGAUUCAUGUGUCUUGCAUGGAACAUAUAUUUUGCAGCUGAUAUUUAGCGUAGCAACUGUCAACAACUUCAUGAAGAUGCGUCAAUCCAUUGAUCAUUCUGCAGGAGCUCCAGCCUUCUCAUGUUGACAUCAAAUGGGAGAUAAUGUACCUGCAAGGUAACAUGUGUGAGAGAAAUAGAAAGUGUAGAGGUCACGUGAGCGUGAAUGUAUAAAUUUGUACCAGGAAUCCACUUCCUCUAUGACUAAGACCAAGAUAGAUUUCAGGAAAUAUUUGGAAGGAGUUACAAGUAAGUUUAAUUCACAUGUAGAAAAGGUGCAUGUGCCAUAUACAUGUGUACUGUAUAUCGAGAUGCAUUUAUGCUUGAAAAUGACCAAGGUUAUGACAAAAGUUGAGGAUAGUGUGUGUGUGUUCAUCAUUGCAUAUUUUACAUAUACAUUUUUGUGUAAGUAUGUACGUUGUAGAUUCUGUGACUACUCAGGAAGACCAUUUCAUUGACCUAUUGUCAUACACACAUACAUGUAAAGCAGCAGUGCAGUACAGUAUGUGAUGUACAGUAAUUUGAUGUUCAUAAAAAAUAUUCCUCGUCAUGUGGAUGACGACGAUAAUGAUGACCUGUUACCUUCAAAAUCAGCUGAGCUAUAAUGGCACAUACAGAAAUGGCAUUGUAAGAGGACGUCUUUUCAAUUAACUCAAGUUUUAACAUACUAUGUACCAUUAUUUAUGCAAAUUUUGUGUUUUUAGUUUAGUGUACAUUGUAGCGAAAUUUAAGUAUUAAUUUGAUACACAUUUUACACUUUUUGUUACCGUACUUCAAACUACAUCUUUACACCCUUAAACAAUUUUGAAGAGGUCUCUACCAAGAAACUUGAGAUUAUUGAAUGGUAAACAAUGGUCUGGUAUUCUUGUCCUGUGCAUGUGAAGGUCAUACAUGGACAUGUGAUCUAUGAGUUUUGUUCUUCAAAAAGAAAUGCAUGUACAUGUACGUACGGGGUACAGCAGGAGUAAACAUUGUGAGUUUGCAAAGUUAUGUAAUGGACAUCAAUGAAAAGAUAGAAAACAGAAGAUUACAGGUGCAUUCAUUUUAAUUUCCUCAUCAUAGACAUGUACAUGUACAUCUAUCUAAUUUGCACAUGUACAUGUACAUGUUAUCAGAGUAUUUGGAAAUACAUGGGCAUUGCUCCUUUUUUUUAAAAUUGAUUUUAUGAUCAACAUUUAGUUGUGAUAUCAUAUUUUUAUUUUCCCCUUGCAUCAUUGUCUGUAAAAGGCAGUUUAUUAUUUAAUUUAGUUGUUGGUACAAAUAUUUUUACAAGUCUGCUAAUUUGAACUUGAAGGGGUACUACAUACAUGUAUAACUGUAUGUGUAGGGUUUGAUUUAUUGUUGACAAGUAUUUUUUUAUGAUUCUACAAUCUACAUGUAGCACAGGUACAUUGUAUGCACUUUUGGACACAGUACAUCAUACAUGUACCUUUACAUUGUGUAACUGUACAUGUAAGUGUAACUAGUAAAUGUACAUCAAUCUAGUAAACAGCUCGGUGAUAUACGGUUUGUAAUGUCUACUUUACAUGCGUCUACAUGUAGGUUUUUUUCUUAAUGUUAUGUUGAGUCUUUGUGAUAUGCAAAUGGUUGUUUGUGUGUGCUGUAUUCUGAAUAUCAUACAUUUAUCCUCAAUCAGCCAUUAUUGUGAUCAAUAUACAUGUAAAAAACAUCAGCAUCUUAUUGAAGGGGAAUUAUAAUGUGUAAAUACUGGUAUGUACAGAAAUAAUGUACAGUACAUACAUGUACAUGUACAUUGAAGUGCCAGUACUUCCAGGAAUUUCCCAGAAAGAUGAUAUUCAUGAUGAUUUGUAUUUUUUAUUUCUACAUGGCAGUUUAUAUGAGACCUGCAUGUAUUACUGUUGAAGAUGAACACAUGUAACCUUUAUGACAAGGUUGUCUUAUAAUUUUUCAUACCCUUUUUAUGUCCGUGAUUGGGAUUUAAAAGUCUAAUGAUUACAUGUAGGUACAAUAUAUUAGUUUACAGAAUGCCCAUUCUAAUUGUGAUUUUGAAACUAGUUCAACCGAGAAAAAAAAAUGUGUUUAAGACAACUAUUAUUCAUUUUUUGGUUUCAUUUUUAAUAAGAUAAUUAAUAUGUACAAAAUUGUACAUGUAGGCAGACAUAUUGGCAUUGAAUGCAAAUUCGCAUUAAAAAAAAUCAGAUUAUGUUUUGUGACCAAAUUCUACCAAAGUAAUUUUUGUUGUAAAAUUAUGCAGAAGCAUGUAUGAUUUUAAGUUUGAUAGUAAUUUCUUUAUGUUAAUGGAUAAUGUCACAAGGUGACAUGACAUGCAUCAUCAUAGACUUUUCUUUGAGACAUUUUUUUCAUGAAACUGCAUAAAAGUACAACAAAGUUUGUAAAAAUAAAAAUCUUUGGCCAUUAUUCAUAAAUAUUUUAGUGGUUUUAGUAUCAAGAAAUUGUAUAAAAAAAAAGAAUAAGAGUCUAUUGAUGUUUUGGAAUCUGAACUUUCUGUAUUUUUUCUUUUCAUUUUUCGCCAUGUGCCAUAUUUAUUCAUGAAGUUAGGAUGUGGGCUUGUUUCAAAAAGAUUUAAAAUGUAUUGCAGAAUUUAAAAUUAAAGCCAAACAUAAAACCUACAUGUUUUAGUUUGAAUUUGGCAUGUAUUAAUUUUGUACAUGUUGAAGUUUAAUACAUGUAGCCUUAAUUCUUUUGUUGAAUUAACAAAAGAGCAUUGUUAUGAAGUGUUUAAUUUCUACUUUUUCUAUACCAAAUAAAACCUACAUGUUGUAGUUGUAAUAUGACAUGUAUUGAUAAAAAAGUGUUAUCUAUAUUAAAGUCAAGAUAAAUAUGACAGGUUUUGUUUCAUUGAUAAUGAAUGUCAAAUAUUACGAACAGGUGUAUAUGCUAUGCCAUGUGUAUCUCAUUCAAAUUCAUAUGAACUUACAUGUACGUGUAUAUGCAAGUAACAAGGUACCAUUGUUAACCAGUUGAAGAUGUACAUUACACACAUGCAUCUUCUGUCUGAUCUUCUUUUUUUUUUUAAGGAAAGGUACAGUAUUCUUUAUUUACAAUAUUAGUAAGUAGUGCAAUUUUGUAGCUGUAGUUUGGAUUCUUGGAUGGGAAGGUAUCUAUAAUAUGUUAAUCGCAUUUAAUAACUAAAACUAACCAUACUGAAGUUAUGUCGACUCCUAUAAAUGCAUCUAUAUGUUGACUCCCGAGAACCUACAUGUACAUGUAUUGAUUAUCGAUCAGGAACAUACAUGUAGCAACACACAUACAUGUAUAUUUGCAAACUAUACAUGUAGGUGUGCUGUUGGAAGUCUUUAAAAACAUGGUUUUACAUGUUCUGGUGUGUAGCCUUUGUACAUGUAGUACAUGUACAUGUAUCUCUGUGACAGCCCUCAUCGCUUUAGAAAGAUGAAACAUAUGUCUGUAAAACUCUGCAUUGAAACAAUAUACAGAUGAUCAUGGUAUUUAUGUUUUUAACCUUUGUACAUUUAGUAGGCCUACGCAUGAAGUUAAUUCUCGGUCUUAUCAUGGAGGUAGAUGGUCUUACAAUGGACCUUCUCGUCGAUGAUUGCAUUUUUUUGCUCAGUGAGCUGUGAGGAUUGACCAUAUGCCAGUGUCCACUUCUACAUUAAUGCCUUUGUCGUUGCUCCAAAUUUAGGUUAAUAUUUCAUCUAUAAUUUAGAUAUUACUUAGUUCUCAUAAGUGAGAAAGAUUUCUUUUUGUACUAUAGGAGUUUAUUUCCUUUGCCUUGAACCUUGAUUUCGUUUCAAGAAACAAGACGGUCAUGUGAUUAUAUGACAUAUGUAAAAUAAUGUUAAACUGUAAUUGUAAAAAGACAGAGAAAAAUAUUAUUGAUAACUGGUGUUUGUACUACUUUGUUCCCAUAUAAAGAUGUUUCAAUAUGUUUUUAUCACAUCAAAAUAUGUUAAUAAAGUGUUGAAAUGACACAUGAAAACAU